AUGACAUACAUCAGCAGUUACCACAUACUAACGCUCACACACCGACAGAGAGACAGAAACACCGUGGAGAGUCAUGGGCAAGACAGGGGGACGAGGGGACUUUGAAUGGGUCUACACGGACCAGCCGCACACCUCCAGAAGGAAAGAAAUCUUGGCCAAAUAUCCACAGAUCAAGUUGCUAAUGGGUCCAGAUCCCCAGCUGAAGUGGGUGGUGUCAGGCAUGGUCCUAACCCAGCUCCUAGCUUGCUACCUGGUCCGUGACCUCUCCUGGAAGUGGAUCUUCUUCUGGGCCUACGCCUUUGGGGGCUGCAUCAACCAUUCCCUAACGCUGGCAAUUCACGACAUUUCUCACAACGUGGCCUUUGGCAACAAAUUCGCAAAGUGGAACCGCUGGUUUGCUAUGUGGGCCAACCUCCCAAUAGGGGUUCCUUAUUCGGCCUCCUUCAAGAAGUAUCACAUAGACCACCAUCGGUACCUGGGCGGUGACCAGCUGGAUGUGGACAUCCCCACGGAUUUUGAGGGAUGGUUCUUCUGCACUCCUGCCAGGAAGGUUGUGUGGCUGAUCCUCCAGCCGCUUUUUUACAUCCUGCGCCCCCUAGUGGUCAAUCCUAAACCUGUGAGUCUGCUGGAGGUCCAGAACACAGCGGUGCAGCUCGCAGCAGAUGCAAUAAUCUUCUAUCUCUGGGGUGUGAAGCCCAUCAUUUACCUCAUCGCAGGAUCCAUCCUGAGUAUGGGUCUGCAUCCUAUCUCUGGACAUUUCAUAGCCGAGCACUACAUGUUCCUGAAGGGACACGAGACGUAUUCCUACUACGGAGCACUGAACCUGAUCACCUUCAACGUUGGGUAUCACAUGGAGCACCAUGACUUCCCCAGCAUUCCUGGCAGUAAACUACCUCAGGUCAAGAAAAUUGCAGCAGAGUUUUACGACUCUCUGCCCCAGCAUACUUCCUGGACCAGGGUGUUGUGGGACUUUGUGUUCGACGACAGCAUCGGCCCCUACGCCAGAAUCAAACGGAAGUACAUCCUGAGCAAACAAGGCUAGAAAGAAGUGUGACUGAACACACACACACACACACACACAAAAACAGAAGUGUGUCCUUAAAUGUAGUCUUACCAGCGUAUGUUGUGCUGCCCACAGACUCAGUCGCUAAGAAAAUGUGCACAUUUUCGAAAACUGUUUUAUGCAACUGGGAAUAAUUAUGUAAAAUCCUGCUGUAAAUAGUUUGUGAUGUUGAGUUCUUGUGCCUAAAGAAAUAAUAAUAAUAAAAUUAAUAAUAUAUUUUUUUCUACAUACAAGUCAAAGGUCACGUGCAUUAUCAAGCACCAAGGUUUCUUUACUUCCUAGACAAUGACUUCAGACCUGUGACACAGCAGCUCAGGUGACCUAUUGACCUGUGAUUUAAUUGGAUAUAAAAAGGGACUUUCUCUUCACGGACAGUCCUGGUCUGCAAACCAGAGAUUGAUUUGAAGAUUGAAGAGAUUGAACAGCAUAAAAACACAUAAUUAAAAAAAAAAUUAAUACAUUUUUUUGGCAGGUAAGAAAAUCUAGUUUAUGAUGGCUGUGUUGUGGAGGUUGUAACUCAAUUAUCUUCUGGAUUUAAUCUGUAUUUUACUGAAUUUAAGAAAAAUAAGUUCUUGUUCCCAGCAGCAGCUCCAUACUGACGUUGAUAGAGUUUGUAUUCUGUGGAAGGUAAAGAGUUAAAUAACAAAAUCAAUAACGUAUAUACUGAUGACGCACCAGCCGAAAUAAUCUAUAUUUUGAAGGAAACCAGGGACCAAACACUAAUAACAGACCAACUUGAAUGAAUGCGUGUUGUUUUUGUCCGUUGUUCUUGUAUGAUUCGUCACUACCUGCUGUGAAGUGUUGUGUAAAAACAGACAAAGAAUCUUUAUACGAAGUCAAACCAUAAAGGAAAUGAUUUUGUAGUUAA
This is a messenger RNA of Cynoglossus semilaevis (tongue sole), 1931 nucleotides long. It is a transcript of the gene degs2, whose product is annotated as delta(4)-desaturase, sphingolipid 2. Gene Ontology annotation, biological process: ceramide biosynthetic process; sphinganine metabolic process. Gene Ontology annotation, molecular function: sphingolipid delta-4 desaturase activity. Lineage: Eukaryota; Metazoa; Chordata; Actinopteri; Pleuronectiformes; Cynoglossidae. Gene Ontology annotation, cellular component: membrane. The transcript has 3 exons. Bases 74 to 1042 code for a protein of 322 amino acids. The record is from RefSeq and is a predicted model, not a curated record.